AUGUUCUCGGCGUUUGGUCCUCCUCCUGGAGGAGGUAAUAGCAACAAUGGAUCUUUCAACGGGUCUCUCACUAAUCCACCACCAGCCAAUGAUAAUAAUAAUAAUAAUAAUAAUAAUAAUAAUAAUGAUAAUUCAACCUCGGUCACCGAAGUAUCCAAUGAACCAAAAGGGACACUCAGAAAACUAUUUGAUGAAGCAGUGACUGCUAACCCUUACUUUGCUGCCGGUGGGGGGCUCAUGUUGCUUGGGACCGGGCUUGCACUUAUUAGGCUGGGGACCGUCAAGGCGUCGCUGUUUGUUUACCGUCAGUUGCUUGUGGAUUUAGAAAUCCCUCUGAAGGAUAAGCUGUACCUCUGGUUUCUUGAAUGGAUGUCCAAGUACAAGCAACGUCUGUCGCGUCAUUUGAGUGUCGAGACCAACUAUGUCCAACACGAUAAUGGCUCGAUCACCACGAAUUUCAGCCUCGUGCCUGGUCCCGGCAACCAUUUCAUCAAGUAUAAAGGGGCGUACAUGUUUGUGAAAAGAGAAAGAUCGGGGAAAUUGAUCGACAUGACCAGCGGUACCCCGUUCGAAACCGUCACUUUGACCACGUUGUACCGUGAUCGUAACUUGUUUUAUGAAAUGUUGAACGAAGCGAAAACUUUGGCCCUAAAGAGUCAAGAGGGGAAAACCGUGAUUUACACCUCAUGGGGGCCGGAAUGGAGACCGUUCGGGAAACCUAGACGCAAAAGAUUACUCGAGAGUGUGAUUCUUGAUAAUGGAAUCAAACAAGGGAUCGUUGAUGAUGUCAUGGAUUUCUUGAAAAGUGGUCAAUGGUAUUUCCAGCGGGGGAUUCCGUAUCGUCGUGGGUACUUACUCUAUGGUCCUCCAGGUAGUGGGAAAACCAGUUUCAUUCAAGCCCUUGCCGGGUCUUUAGAUUACAAUAUUUGUAUUUUGAAUCUUAGUGAAGCGAACUUGACCGAUGAUAGACUCAACCAUUUGAUCAACAAUAUUCCUCAAAGAUCGAUAUUGUUACUCGAGGAUAUUGAUGCGGCGUUCACCAAAAGACAACAGAAUAAAGACCAAGGGGCGAUGGGGAUCACUUUUAGUGGGUUGCUUAAUGCCAUUGAUGGGGUGGCUUCGGCAGAAGAAAUGAUCACGUUUAUGACCACCAACCAUCCAGAGAAGUUGGAUCCGGCAAUCUUGAGACCAGGAAGAGUCGAUUACAAAGUGUUGAUUGAUAAUGCUUCGGAAUGGCAGAUGUCGCAGAUGUUUAUGAGAUUCUACGGUGAAGCGGAAAAUGCCGACAAAUUGAGGAACGAGUUCUUGGAAAAAGUCAGGGAGUUGAGAAUCAAGGUGAGCACGGCACAGUUACAAGGGUUGUUUGUACAUAAUAAGAUGGAUCCCCAUGGGGCAAUUAGAAUGGUUCUGAGUCUCAAUAACACCAUUCAAGAGUUUUAG
Molecule: messenger RNA, 1440 nt
Organism: Saccharomycopsis crataegensis
Lineage: Eukaryota; Fungi; Ascomycota; Saccharomycetes; Ascoideales; Saccharomycopsidaceae
Gene: BCS1
Product: bifunctional AAA family ATPase chaperone/translocase BCS1
Exons: 1
Coding region: 1-1440 (479 amino acids)
Biological process (GO): protein insertion into mitochondrial inner membrane from matrix; mitochondrial respiratory chain complex III assembly
Cellular component (GO): mitochondrial inner membrane
Molecular function (GO): ATP binding; ATP hydrolysis activity
Source: RefSeq, a predicted model, not a curated record